Messenger RNA from Scophthalmus maximus (turbot), 1015 nucleotides. RefSeq names its product interleukin-6-like. The record is from RefSeq and is a predicted model, not a curated record. Gene Ontology annotation, molecular function: cytokine activity; interleukin-6 receptor binding. Gene Ontology annotation, cellular component: extracellular region. Lineage: Eukaryota; Metazoa; Chordata; Actinopteri; Pleuronectiformes; Scophthalmidae. Bases 34 to 693 code for a protein of 219 amino acids. The transcript has 4 exons. Gene Ontology annotation, biological process: macrophage differentiation; T-helper 17 cell lineage commitment; myeloid cell development.
CUCUGCACAGAUGCCAACGUGCUCUCGGCAGUGAUGCUGGCAGCUCUGCUCCUGCGUGCUCUCGGAGCCCCGGUUGAAGGUGAGCCCACCGACAGUCCGGCAGGUGACUCGUCAGGUGAGGAGGAGCUGGUGCCCUCUGACCUGUUGAGCGCCUCCCCGGUUUGGGACUUGAUCAUCGGUGCAACUGCAGGCCACCAGAAAGAGUUUGAAGAUGAAUUCCCACAAGGGGUGAAAUAUCAUUUUCUGGAAAACUACAAAGUCUCCUCACUUCCAGCAAAAUGCCCCAGCUCCAACUUCAGCAUGGAGGCUUGCCUCCGCAGGUUGGCCGAAGGCCUACACACCUACAUGGUUCUUUUGGAGCACGUGGAGAGGGAGUACCCAGGCAGUUCAAUCCUGUUGCACGCCAAAUACUACAGUAGGCAACUGGUCGACCUGAUCAAAAAAAAGAUGAAGAGCCCGGGUCAGGUCACUGUCCUGACGAGUAGCCAGGAGGAGCAACUGGUACAGGACAUCAACAACCCUGACUCUUUCCACAGGAGGAUGACCGGGCACAGCAUCCUGCAGCAGCUCCACGACUUCCUUCGCGAAGCCAAACUAGCGAUCCGCAAAAGAGAGAAGUCCAGACAGAUGAGGAAGGGGUCCAACAUGAUUAUUGCAGCCAUCCAUCCCUCUUUCCAAAUAUUACAAAGAUGAAAGUAAUAAGAAGAAAUAAUCAUUUUACUAAGGAAUACCUCGGGGAAACUGGGCUGGGAAUAAUCCCAGCACGUAAAUGCUGGUUUUUAAAUGGUGAAUCAUGAAAGUGGCUGCACUAUGUAAUAUUUUUAGGCCUGAGGUCUUGAAUCACCCACGGCUGCAUUAGUUAUUUAACUUACACUUGGUAAAAAAAUCUUUAUCAGUCAAAGGAAAAUCUAUGGCUCUGGGACAAUGCAAUUUGUACUUGAUGAAAAUAAUUAUUUGUGAUUAAAUUCUGGGUUGAUAAAUUAACUCAAAAAGCAUUGAUGAUUGUAUUUUCUUU